Messenger RNA from Lacerta agilis (Sand lizard), 2334 nucleotides. RefSeq lists its product as uncharacterized. Lineage: Eukaryota; Metazoa; Chordata; Lepidosauria; Squamata; Lacertidae. The record is from RefSeq and is a predicted model, not a curated record. Gene Ontology annotation, cellular component: plasma membrane. The transcript has 5 exons. Gene Ontology annotation, molecular function: protein binding. The coding region runs from base 1 to 2334 and encodes 777 amino acids.
AUGGAGAGUUCACUACUUUCCGAGGGAGCCCGUUCCACUGUCGACCAACUCUUUACUCCUCUCCUUAAUGUUGUAGUGCUCUUUGGACUUACUUUGGUUUGGGUAUCAAUAAAGCUUUCCAAGUCCCAAUGUGUCCUUGAGAAGGAGUACUUCUGCUCUUCCAUUCCAAAUGGUUUUCCAGAAGGGUUGACCUCCAUUCUCUUUGUGGUAACCAACAUCGGGAUUCUCAACUCCACGGUCUUCAGUAGCCCAAGCUUGGCUUCAGUGUCCAGCCUCGCCCUAGCAAACAGUGGCAUAAGGAAAAUCAAACCAGGAGCAUUCAGCAUUUUCCAAAACCUCCGCAAACUAAGUUUAUAUCAGAACAGUGUGACUGAGGUUACAGCCUCUUGGCUUUCCAACCCCGGGCGUCUAGAAAACCUGACAGUGGCUCAGAACCUCAUUGCCAGUAUAGGACCAAAAGACUUUUCAGGGUUUUCCAACCUUACAACGCUGAACCUAGCAAACAAUCAGAUCUAUCAGAUAUCUAGCAAGAGUUUUAAGGAGCUGACCAAGCUAACACUGCUUGACCUGUCUGGCAAUAACUUAACCACUUUAGCAAGAGAUGUAUUUGAUGGGCUGAGGCUCCCAGUGAUCAGACUUGGUGGAAAUCCAUGGAACUGCUCCUGUCAACUUCAGGAUUUUGGAUUAUUUCUGCAAGAGUUGAUCAAUGUGUCACUGCUUGAAGAUGCUGCCUCUGUCAUUUGCCGAAGUCCACCAAACCUAGAAGGGAUUCCCGUCUGGAACAUCUCUGACUUGAACUGCCUGCCAGACUUCUUUUCAUCAGCCUUUGAGAACAGCUUCCAUAAAGUUGGACUACCAGCUUUGCUGGUAUGUUUAGUGUUGAUUUCGUUCAUUUUGAUGCUGCUUUUGAUCUGGAUGGUGAAACGCAGUAAUCAACAAAUCCAGCCAAGCAAAGAAGCGACUGAUCUAACCACCAAUGGUCAACCAUCGGACUGUGUUGAUUCCAUGGCUGAACACAGACUGACUGAUGGAAAGAUCAGAAUCACAGAGACAGGGGUGAUGUCUCACUCUAGGCUGUUGAGAGUUCGUGCCAAAUCUGCCUCAGCCAUAUUGUUGCAGGCAGAGUUCUGUCCCAUACCAUGCCAGGCCACCAAUUCGGCUGAGGAAAAGCAAAGGGAUCUAACAACUCCCUACACACUGUUAAAUGAAAAAAUGCACAUGAGAAGUGAGGACCUGUGCAACUUUAUGGAACUGUGGUAUUACCACAAGCUAGAAACAGACAACAGAAAGGAAUUUCAGAGGCACUGCAAUGUGAAUUCAUUCCCGACUGAAGUAUAUAUAGAAACUCCAGAUAUGAAAGUUACUUCAGAAGUGGCAACAAUAAGUUUGCAGGAAAACUGUAUUUUGGGAGCAUCUGAGAAUGAUGAUAGUAAAGGGUGUGACAGUGUUGAAAAUCCUGAACCCUUCUUAUAUUUAAGUGUUGCCACGACAACAGUUGAAGAACAAACUGAUAUCCCAUCUAAAAAAGAUGUGCCUAUAAAAGCAGAUAGAAGCUGCUCAGUUUCUUUGAAGCGCGCUUUGACAUGGCCUUAUGAGAUAAAAUGUUUGGGGCAGAGGUCUAAUGUGUUAAGUAUUAGAGAAUCAUUUAAAGGACAGUUCCUCCUGCCAACCCUGAACCUUCAAGAGAAACUGGAUGUUGGGAGUUCAGAAUUGCAGGAAGAGUGGCUAGAGGUUCAUCCCAGGAAGGCAUGUGAGCCAUUCGAUAAUGGUCAGCUUGGAUUAAACCAAGAGGCAAAGCUAGCCAAGGAAACAGAGUUUCCAUAUCAGCAAGAAUCAAAGGCCGAAAUUGCCUUGGAGCCAACAGACGUUGGAAAAUCUGAAUUCACUGUAGAUCUGCAAAGACAGCAUGAUCUGAGCACGUGCCCCAAAGAGGGUGAUCAGAUAGUCAAUGGCAGAACUGAAUUAAAGACCGAGGUAAAACCAGCAGACCAACCAGAGUUUUCACUUCAGCAAGAAUCAAAGGCAGCAGUUGCCUCACAGUCUGGACUCGAAACAAUGAGGGCCCCCACAGCUGUGAAAAGGAAACAGUCAUCAAAACCAGUAUCUGCUCAAUCUAAAGUCCAUCAGAAAAGUCAUCCCUCUCCGCUCCCAUCAGCUGAUGUUGCUUCCACUAGUCUGCCCCUGUAUGAUGAGAUCUCACUCGAAAACGACGAGUAUAACUAUGCCAGCCUCCUGCAUGAAGUUGUGGAGAACCGUGGGAGGUGGACUAGGGAGAGAUGGCGACAGACCCACCGGAACCGUUCAGUGAAUCAGCCCCCAAACAAAUCCAAAUAG